AUGUCCCUACCCCCCUUCAUCCUCUCCGCGGCCCACAGCCGCGCGCACUAUACCCUGCUAGCGCGGCUCGACGCCGCGCCCCCACAAGCGGCGGACGCGGCGAUUGCGGCGGAAGUGGAGCGCUGCCGCGCCGUGCUCGACGGCAACGCGAGCAACUCCAAGAUCGCCGAGACCCUCAUCAUCCUCUUGACCUGCACGACGGCGAGCACUGUGCCAGUCGACACGGACUUCGCCCUCGUCCCCGCCCUCAAGCUGGCGGAAGCGGGCGCCGCCCACCGUCGCACAGGCUACCGCUUCCUCAUCGAGCGGCUGCGGGGCCACGACGUCGCGCUCCUCCUCAUCAACACGGUGCGGAAGGACCUGGCGAGCACGAGCCCACCACACAUCCUCAUGGCGCUCGCGGCGACCAUAGCCCUCCCCAGCACGGAGCUGGCGCCUGCCGUCCUCCCCCUCCUGGGGCCGCGGCUGCUCGAGCACGACAUGCCUGCUGUGCGGCAGCGCACGCUGCAAGCCCUCCGCGUGUUGGGCGCGCACGUGGGGCUGAAGGAGCUUGCGCGGCGCAUGCGCCGCGAAGAGGACGUGGGCGUGCUCGCGUCUGUCGUCAAGAGCUUCGCGGACGCGCUGGAGGCUGGGGUACGGGAAGAGAAUCCUGAUCGGCGGCGGCGGCAGUGCGAUACGCUGUUCGCUGCGACGGCGCGGCAUCUCGUCCCGAGUCCGCUGCUCAUGCAGCUUAUCCGCGCGCUGGGAGCGCUGGUGACAACGCUGACGACGCUGUCUGCGGACGACGGGCUGGACUUGAAAUCACACGUGAUAGAGCGCAGCCGCGCGCUGGCCGACGAGAUCGUAGAGGUGGUUACGGCUCCCGGUGCGGGCGGGUGGGCGCAUGCCUGCCUCUUGGAAGUCUGCACGCUCGUCACGGCCCUUCACGCUGUCGACGGUGAACCGGUCUCCGAGCCGCUACUGGAGCAUCUGCGCGGCUUGCUGUUGACAAAGGGGAAAGGGAAAGAGCGCCCAUCCAGCCGCUCUAGCCUUUCCAGUCCUCGCAAAUCCGACAGGCUUGAGCCCAAACCCGCCCCCAACACUCGCGUGCUCGUACUACGGUGCCUUGCCUCCCUCCCGCUCGUGUGGCAAGAGGGGCUGACGGAGGCGCACAUGGGCGCGCUCAUGGCCGGCGUGGACUCGGGGGAUAGCACCGUCCGGCGCGAGACCCUUCGCCUGCUCGCCAAGGUCGACGCCAACCUCCCGCGACUCACAGCCAACAGCCAUCUCGACGCCCUCUCCUCCGCCCCCGACGCCGUGCGGAAAGAAGAGAUGGCACAGCGCGCGCUCGAAGCCCUCGAGAUCGCGUGCGAGUCCGAAGACCCACCCACGCGCGCACGCACCCUCGCAACAAGCUUGGCACGCAUCACGCCCCACUUCGCCCACGUAUGGAUGAAGGGCGUGCACGCCGCGAUCGGGCACGCGUCCCCCGCGUUCAUCGACGGCUUGGCCGACGCGCUCCUCGCGCGCCCGGACCCCACGCUCGCCGUCGCGGUCGCGACGCUCGCGGUGGAACACGACCGGCCCGCCACGCCCGCGCUGCUCGCCGCCCUUCCCGCCGCCCCCGCCGAAGUGCAGGAGCUGUGCGUGCUCGCCCUCCUGCCUCUGCACGGGGGACAGGAGGCGGUGCGCACGCUCCGCAAGGUUGCGGAGGGCGCGAUCCCGCACAUCGCGCGGCGGUGCGAGCAGGUCGCGACGGUGCUCGAGGCGGGGCGCGCAUGGGACGUUGUGGGGCGUGCCAAGUCGCGCGCGCUCACCGACGUCCUCGAUGCCCUCCUGGCCGUGCACGCCGAACUCGUGCUGCCGGCCCGACCGUCGCUCGAGGAGCGCGACUCGACGCCGAGCGCGAGCACGAUCCGCGGCAGCUCCGCGCUCAAGUACCACUACAGCGGCGCGCUCGACCGCGCCGCGGAACUCGCAAUGGGCCGGAGCACGCUCGUCGAGUCCGACGACGUGGCCCUCGCCGAGCUGGCACACAGCACGGGCCGCGUGAGGCUCUAGCCCCCUCUCCAUACCCGAUCCCAAGACCCAAAAUGCAUGUUGUACUGUCUAUACUCAUGGCGGCGCGCCGCUCACACAGCGACCGCGCACCCACACAGCGCCAAUAUCCCUGUCGUCGCCGGCAAAC
Cutaneotrichosporon oleaginosum is the source of this 2167-nucleotide messenger RNA. RefSeq lists its product as uncharacterized. The record is from RefSeq and is a predicted model, not a curated record. NCBI's taxonomy places the organism in Eukaryota, Fungi, Basidiomycota, Tremellomycetes, Trichosporonales, Trichosporonaceae. Gene Ontology annotation, molecular function: cargo adaptor activity. Gene Ontology annotation, cellular component: AP-4 adaptor complex.